AUGAGAAAUAAAUUGACAGUUUUCUGUAGUUUGGAAUUGAGUGUCUUUUGUCUAUCUCUUUCUAAACUGGGUAGCACUUGCUUGGUGGCUGAUAAGGACUGGGGAGCUGAUUUCAGAAAGUUGUCUGGUGGUUCAGCUCUUGUUGGUCUUACUUUAUGGCUUGACCAUAUGCAGGAUGCAUCACUUGAGGGGUAUCCAGAGUCUCCCAAAUCAGUUGUCCUGAUAACUGGAACAGCAGAAUACAACAGGGUGUCCCUUGAAAGGACACUCAAGGCAUUCCUUUGGGAAAUGGGAUCUCCCUUUCUCCCUUGUCAAACAAGAAGUGGAAUCCUUGUGGCUAAGGCUCAUUCCCUUAGGAUGUGGUUGAAGGAAUCCCCUUUCUGCUUUGAUUUGGAACUGAAAGAUGCCCCCUCACUACCCGAGUUCAACUCUAUGCAUUUAAUCGAUGGCUGUUUUAUACGACGUGGCCUUGUUCCCGCCUUCAAUGACAUAACACAGAGACUUGGACAUGUCAGUCCCAAGAAAUUUUCCAGACUCGCUCUGUUACAGGAUGAUAAGAGAGACAAAGCUAUUCAAGUUGAAAUAGAUGAUAAGUUGAAGAAGACCAAAAAAACCUGCAAACUCAACAGGAGAAAAUAUAUUGCAAGAAAGAAGCAUCUUGUUCGGUAAAAA
This is a messenger RNA of Carica papaya (papaya), 672 nucleotides long. NCBI's taxonomy places the organism in Eukaryota, Viridiplantae, Streptophyta, Magnoliopsida, Brassicales, Caricaceae. The record is from RefSeq and is a predicted model, not a curated record.